Elaeis guineensis (African oil palm) is the source of this 1536-nucleotide messenger RNA. RefSeq names its product palmitoyl-acyl carrier protein thioesterase, chloroplastic. NCBI's taxonomy places the organism in Eukaryota, Viridiplantae, Streptophyta, Magnoliopsida, Arecales, Arecaceae. Gene Ontology annotation, biological process: fatty acid biosynthetic process. The record is from RefSeq and is a predicted model, not a curated record. Gene Ontology annotation, molecular function: acyl carrier activity; fatty acyl-[ACP] hydrolase activity.
GGCCCAACAAGGAAAAGCCCUCUUUUUACUCCUCCCCAAGGCCUUGAAAGAUCCAAAGACUUGACAGGACAAAAAAAAAAGUGUUUGCCUUCCGGCGUAACAACUCAGGGAUCCAUGGAACGCCCACUUAGGAUGCUUAGGAAAUCUCUCUAUAUAAGCAGAUGCAAUGCGAUCGUUCCCAUUUUGUUCUUAGAAAGCACUUUUGUCUCCACUUCCCUUCUCUCGACACCUUCAUGCAACGAUAACAACAAUCCUAAACACCAUGGUGUCCCUGUCCUAUGCCUUCUUCUACCCAACAAGGUGUUCCUCCACAAGAGAGGAUGACCCUAAAAACCAUAAUCCAAACAAAGGCUCCAUCAAAAUAAACGGCAGGUCCACUGCCAUGUCAGCCAACAUCGCCUGCCCAGCCUUCCCCUCUGUGACCAAGAACAUCCCUAGAGAUAAGAAUCGGCAAAAUAUACCCACAGAGAAGCAGACACUGGAUCCUUUCAGACAGGGUCUCAUCAUCGAUGGCGGCGUCAGGUACAGGCAGACCCUGGUCAUCCGAUCAUAUGAGGUUGGCCCUGAUAAGACCGCCACGUUGGAGACCAUACUCAAUCUUCUUCAGGAAACUGCUUUGAAUCAUGUAUGGAUGUCGGGUCUACUUGGUGAUGGAUUUGGAGCCACCCAUGGUAUGAUUAGAAACAAUCUCAUAUGGGUUGUCACAAGGAUGCAUGUCCAAGUUGAUGAGUAUCCCAUCUGGGGGGAGGUGCUGGAGAUCGAUACAUGGGUUGGGGGAUCAGGAAAGAAUGGAAUGCGACGAGAUUGGCUAAUUCAGAAUCCCCAAACAGGACAAGUAUUUGCUCGAGCAACAAGCACUUGGGUAAUGAUGAACCAGGAGACAAGGCGCCUUUCUAAGAUGCCUGAAGAGGUGAGAGAUGAGAUCUCACCAUGGUUUAUUGAAAGACGUGCUAUUGAAGAGGAAGUUCCAGAAAAGAUCAUCAAGCUAGAUGAUACUGCAAAGUACGUUGACUCCAACUUGAAGCCGAAGAGGAGCGAUUUGGACAUGAACCACCAUGUCAACAAUGUUAAGUAUGUAAGAUGGAUGCUUGAGACUAUUCCUGAUGUGUUCUUGGAGAAUCACAAACUGUCAAGUAUCAUACUAGAAUAUAGAAGGGAAUGUGGUAGUUCUGACAUAGUACAAUCGAUUUGCGAACCUGAUGAAGAUUCAAUUCCAGAGGAUGAUAAUGUCAAUAUAUUGAGGGGGUUCUCAUUGGCAUCUGAGAUUCUUGAUGGUCGCGGAUUAUCUGGCACCUUUGACAAAUGGCCAACAAGAUAUACACAUCUCCUCCAAAUCAAAGGGGAGCAGAAAAAUGAAGAGAUUGUCAGGGGCAGGACCACAUGGAGGAAAAAGUUAUCAAAUACUUCAACUUAAGCUUAGUUGUGCAUUUCUGUAUCAUACAUAAAAAGUCAUGAUUCUUGAUGUUCGGUAACUUCAUACCAUUAUUUAAUGGCACAAGAUCUCAUUUGAUGUGAUCCUGAAGAAGUUUGUGAAGC